This is a messenger RNA of Racocetra fulgida, 194 nucleotides long. The record is from the annotation of a GenBank genome assembly. Lineage: Eukaryota; Fungi; Glomeromycota; Glomeromycetes; Diversisporales; Gigasporaceae.
UAUGAAUGAAAUGCAAAAGCUUCAUAAUGAUAUUAACAAAAAGAAAAAAGAUGCUAAUAUUCCUGUAGAAAUCAUCAAUAGAUUAAGAGCUACAUUAGGAACACCGCAGUUUAAAGAAAUAGUCAAACAUGUGCAAAAGGUCAUGAGUGGCAAGCAAGAUUUUCUCACAUCAAAAACGGUAAAAAUUGGUGUCU